Molecule: messenger RNA, 399 nt
Organism: Lactuca saligna
Lineage: Eukaryota; Viridiplantae; Streptophyta; Magnoliopsida; Asterales; Asteraceae
Source: the annotation of a GenBank genome assembly
AUGAAAAGGCGAAGAUCUGUAUCGUUCCCUAUUCUAGCAGUUUUGGUACUAAUGGAAAUGGUCUAUUAUGGUAUGGUUUUUGUAUUUCUUGAUGAUUGGUUAGGGUUACAGAGCCCAACAGGUUGGAUAAACACCGUGAUCUUCACUUCGUUGGCAUCGUUCACUCUUUUCUCGUUUUUCGUCUCCGUUCUCAUUGAUCCUGGUGGUAUCCCAUCUGGGUAUUUCCCUGAUAUUGUGGACAAUGAUGACUCAGAUCAAGAAUCAAGAGACACUGUAAGAUUCACGUUUUAUUCAUAUCCCUUCGAAUUUUUCAUACAUAUUUUGAUCAGACCCAUAUCAGUUCUCUCUUUAGAACAACUUAUGUUAAUUGAAUUUGGUGAUUAUUUGUGUUUAAAUUGA